Molecule: messenger RNA, 549 nt
Organism: Rotaria sp. Silwood2
Lineage: Eukaryota; Metazoa; Rotifera; Eurotatoria; Philodinida; Philodinidae
Source: the annotation of a GenBank genome assembly
AUGGUUAUUAGCGAUAGUUCACAAAUAAGUAUUUCUAUUAGAAAUGCUGUUCAUCAUUUAAAACAACUCGGUGAAUCAUUUCAAAUAAAUAUAUUUACUGAAACGGAUUUAAAUAAUAUCGAUUAUGUUGCUGAUACACUUAUGGCAUUGGAAAAAGAAAUUAUAAAAUUAUAUGUCGAUUAUGAAACAGAAUCGAUUGAAUCGAGUCGACUUCGUCAUCGAUUAAAAAUUUUGCCAACUACAAUUAAAAAUGAAAUUCAAGCGGCUGUUAAUAUGGCAAGAGAAUCUAAUGUAAGUGUUAUUCAAACAUUACAAAAAGAACUCGAUACACAUCUUGAAAAAGUACGUGAAUAUACUGAUCAAGAUAAACAAUUGACUGCUGCUAUCAAUGGAUUACAAGCAGAGAAAAAUGCAUUACAACAACAAUAUGAUACGACAAUUACUGAAGUUAACCAACGUGUAUCUGAUAAAGCAACGUUACAAAUUACUUUAAAUGAAACCAGAGAUACUGUUCGAGAAACAAAUCAACAUGUAAGUUAUGAUCAUUGA